Molecule: messenger RNA, 1415 nt
Organism: Carica papaya (papaya)
Lineage: Eukaryota; Viridiplantae; Streptophyta; Magnoliopsida; Brassicales; Caricaceae
Gene: PMDH1
Product: peroxisomal NAD-malate dehydrogenase 1
Biological process (GO): tricarboxylic acid cycle; malate metabolic process
Cellular component (GO): chloroplast; cytoplasm
Molecular function (GO): L-malate dehydrogenase (NAD+) activity
Source: RefSeq, a predicted model, not a curated record
AAUCACAUUAUUGAAUUUUCUGGUGCGUGCAGCAGGAGGGAGGAGUAAGAAAAUUGAAGGAUAAGAUCAGUUUGCCACACUUCCCAAUUCUCUGCAACAGAUCGUAACCUCACGUCAUCUUCUUUGUUAUUAUUAUUAUUAUUCAUAUAAAUCCUUUGCCAUCUUCCCCCAUUUCUCUCUGUCUCCCUGAUCGUAAGGAUUAACACGUAGCAGAGGCGAGGAUCUCACAAGAGCUCAGCAUCGAAGAAGAUGCAGCCAGCUCAAGACGCUAAUCAACGCAUUGCGAGAAUCUCUGCUCACAUUAACCCGCCUAAUCUCGAGAUGGAGGAGAGUUCGGGUUUGAGCCGGGUGAAUUGUCGAGCAAAAGGCGGGUCAACGGGAUUCAAGGUGGCUAUUCUUGGAGCAGCUGGAGGGAUAGGGCAGCCUCUGGCAUUGUUGAUGAAGAUGAAUCCAUUGGUUUCAGUCCUUCAUCUCUAUGAUGUCGUCAAUACUCCUGGGGUUACUGCUGAUAUUAGUCACAUGGACACUGGUGCUGUUGUGCGUGGAUUUUUAGGACAACAACAACUGGAGGCAGCUCUCACUGGCAUGGACCUUGUAAUCAUUCCUGCUGGUGUUCCCAGGAAACCAGGGAUGACAAGAGAUGAUCUGUUCAACAUCAAUGCCGGGAUUGUCAAGACCCUUUGUGAAGGAAUAGCUAAGUGCUGCCCAAAAGCAAUUGUCAACUUGAUUAGUAAUCCUGUGAACUCCACAGUACCAAUCGCAGCUGAAGUUUUCAAGAAAGCAGGGACCUUUGAUCCGAAGCGACUCUUAGGAGUCACAAUGCUUGAUGUUGUCAGAGCAAAUACUUUUGUGGCAGAAGUUUUGGGUCUUGAUCCCACGGUAGUUGAUGUUCCAGUUGUGGGAGGACAUGCCGGGGUUACUAUCUUACCUCUUCUAUCCCAGGUUAAACCUCCAAGUUCUUUCACUCCAAAGGAAAUCGAUUACCUAACUGACCGCAUUCAAAACGGUGGGACUGAAGUUGUUGAGGCUAAAGCUGGGGCUGGAUCUGCAACGUUAUCAAUGGCCUAUGCUGCUGUUAAAUUUGCAGAUGCAUGCCUUCGCGGCUUGAGAGGAUAUUCUGGCAUCGUUGAAUGUGCCUUUGUGGCAUCCCACGUGACUGAACUUCCAUACUUCGCAUCCAAGGUGAGACUUGGUCGUUCUGGAGUUGAGGAAGUAUUGCCUCUAGGACCCCUGAAUGAGUACGAGAGGGUUGGCUUGGAGAAGGCAAAGAAAGAGCUUGCUGCGAGCAUCGACAAGGGGAUUUCGUUUGUCGGAAAAUGAGUAGGUUUCCACAAUAAUUUCUUAUACAUUACCCUGUUAAAGAAACCAGUUCUUUGAAAUAAAGUUAUUGGGUUAAUCACCCUUCUCUCUAGUCA